Molecule: messenger RNA, 737 nt
Organism: Camelina sativa (false flax)
Lineage: Eukaryota; Viridiplantae; Streptophyta; Magnoliopsida; Brassicales; Brassicaceae
Source: RefSeq, a predicted model, not a curated record
AGAACACAACACAACUCACCACAAACAACACACAAUUUAAUCCAAAAUAUAUUAAAAAAACAAAAAAACAAAGAUGAAUGCCACAACGUUUGUUGUGCUUCUCGUGAUUGGCGUUUUGUGCGCCAAUGUCAGGGCAAGGGUGGACGUAGAUGAGUCCAAAGAGACCAAAUUAGGCACCUCUAUGUCAAAAUCUGCUACUAAAGGCAUUGGAGCUGAGCUUUCUGUAACGGCCCAAACUAACAGCACUUCUUAUGGCACUGGCUAUGCUAGUGUUACUAAGAGUCCCAAAGGUCCAAGCGCGUUUUCAGACGGAAACGGCUACACAGAUACCAAUGGAGCUGUCUCAGCGCGAGGUCGCAACGCAAACGCUUCUUCUACCAGUGGUUCUGCCGCUCGAGGUAGUGCUGCAGCUGCAGCGGAUCGCAGAGGUGCUGCUGCCCGUGGAAACGGUUCCGCAGGUUCCUCUUCCACUGCGAGGGGCCGCACCACUGACAAGAAGAAGAAGAAGAAGAAGUGCGACAAAGAUAAAAAACGAUGUGAUUGAGCGUGAGGUGAUCAUAAUGCUCAUUGCUCAAACCAAUUAUAUAUAUCGCACAAACUCACAAUCUCUCUUGUAUUCAUAAAUAAAACAGAGAUUGAUCAUUGUCACCUUUAAUUACAUCAUGAAAUGCUACUUUUACUGUGUAAUGUCUUAUCAUAUAAAUAAAAUAAAUGCAGUUAAUUACGACCUUAUAUAA